Messenger RNA from Cynoglossus semilaevis (tongue sole), 1507 nucleotides. It is a transcript of the gene nipsnap1, whose product is annotated as nipsnap homolog 1 (C. elegans). The coding region runs from base 104 to 946 and encodes 280 amino acids. The record is from RefSeq and is a predicted model, not a curated record. Gene Ontology annotation, cellular component: mitochondrion. NCBI's taxonomy places the organism in Eukaryota, Metazoa, Chordata, Actinopteri, Pleuronectiformes, Cynoglossidae. The transcript is spliced from 10 exons.
AAGCAAUCAAACUGUCGAUGACAGCUAGGUAAACAUUAACCAGUAGAGUUGGUUCACGUGUCAGGCGUCAGGCGGCUUUUACUCCGCGGUUGUAAAACGGAUCAUGGCGACCGCUGCGGUUCCCUGUGCGUGGUUAAGAGGACAGAACAUUUUGUACAGAUAUUCUGUCAGAGUGCACCGAACCGGCCGGAGUUUUUCAGAUAGCAGUGACAAAGGCUGGUUUCGCUCGCUGUUUGUCCACAAAGUCGAUGCCAGGAAAGAUGCCCACUCCAACUUGCUGUCAAAGAGGGAGACCAGCAACCUGUAUAAAAUUCAAUUCCACAAUGUCAAGCCAGAGUGCCUGGAAGCGUACAACACUCUAGAGGCUGAGGUACAAAACAGACUCCAUCAUGACCAGGACUAUCCGUGUGAGGUGGUCGGAAGCUGGAAUACCUGGUACGGAGACCAGGAUCAGGCUGUGCAUUUGUGGCGGUACAAUGGAGGCUACCCGGCCUUGACUGACUGCCUCAAGAAGUUGAACGAGAACAAGGAGUAUUUAGAGUUUCGAAAAGAGAGAGCAAAAAUGUUGAUCUCCAGAAGAAACCAGCUUCUCCUGGAGUUCAGUUUCUGGAAUGAACCUUUUCCGCGACCAGGACCAAACAUCUAUGAGAUGCGUACAUACAACCUCAAGCCAGGGACCAUGAUUGAGUGGGGCAACCACUGGGCGAGAGCAAUCAGGUACCGCCAGGAGAACAACGAGGCCGUGGGUGGGUUCUUCUCACAGAUCGGGGACCUGUACGUCGUUCAUCACCUGUGGGCGUAUGAAAAUCUUCAGUCCAGAGAAGAAACAAGGAAUUCUGCCUGGCUGAAAGACGGAUGGGAUUCUAGCGUGUAUUACACAGUGCCUCUGAUCAGGAGCAUGGAGUCCAGGAUAAUGAUUCCUACCAAGAGUUCACCAUUACAAUAAAAAAAAUACAGACCCUGAAAAAAGGAGCAACAAAUAUAUUUAUAUUCACAUCUUGUACUAUAAGUCAGAACUUACAUGUAGAACAACAUGUAGACGAUCUCGGUCUCACCGACCAUACAUAUUGUCAUAUCAGCUGGCUGAUCGGUUACUGCGAAGUUUGUGAAUGUAAAAUAUGUUUCUGAUUCCGUGCAGAGUGGCCGUGGCUUUAUCUCUUUGACAGCUUUGGUUCAGGUCAAUAAUCGAAGCAAACAGCAGUAGACAACAAUUAAGUUGAAGUUUUUUGUAAUUUAUGUGAUUAUGUGAUUCUUUAAAGCUUCUUUUUAGUUUUUAUACUUGGCUAUGCUAACGGACUGUAAGUAUUACUUUGUUGCAUCGUGAAGAAUUUAAUGAUCGUAAAUGUGAAGUACGUCGGUUUGAGUUUCUGUGGCUAGAUUGUAAAUCCUACAUUAAAUCAGAUGAAGUUUUUGUCUUUCAGUUGAAAGUGUGUGAAGACACCGCUUAAAAGACGUGUUCUCGAAUGAAACGAGCAGGCUUUUCAAAAUAAAAGCUGACUGAUUCGAA